AGCGAGCUCCCUGAAAUCGGAGACCCCGUGAUGGUGCGGUCACACUAGCACUCCCACGUUAGGUCCUGCACUUUUUCUUCUUCUUCCUCUGCCUCCAGCUGGUAUCUGCUGCCUGGCCAUGAAGCAGUCUCAGCCGCAGGCGAGGCCUUCUUGCUCGACGGGCAGUGGCAAGGCCCAGGACUCCGGCGUCCUGACGCGCGAGGACUUCGACGGCGGGCCGGUGAGCAUCGACGAGGUGGACACUGGCCUAUUUCUAGGCAACCUGACCGCGGCCACGCACAUGGAGACACUGCGCUCCUUUAAGAUCACCCACAUUCUCACGUUGGACUCGGUGCCACUGCCGCAGCACAUUCUGGAGGCCAGCUUUCUGACCACCAAAUAUAUUCAAAUUGCCGACAUGCCGCGCGAAGAUAUCCUACAGCAUCUAGAGGGCUGUGUGGACUUUAUCAGCACAGCCCUGGCUCAGCACGGCAAUGUCCUUGUCCACUGCUACUUCGGCGUCAGUCGCAGCUCUUCCACUGUGAUCGCUUACAUGAUGAAGCGACACAAUUUGGACUUCCUCCCCGCCUACGAGCUGGUCAAGGCCAAACGCCGCUUUGUCCAGCCAAACGCUGGCUUUGUCAGCCAGCUAAAGCUCUUCCGCCGCAUGGGCUGCAAGAUCGACCCCAACUGCCAGCGCUACAAGAUACACCGCUUACGCUUGGCUGGCGAGCAGAUGCGCAAGGCCAAGAUCCUGCCGCAAAGCUUUCACAGUGUGGUCCGUCCGGAUCCGGAUAUCACGCGCGAGAACCCGGAGCCCAUAGUGUUUCGCUGUCGUCGUUGCCGCCGCGUCCUUGCCUCCAAGUCGCAUGUACUGGAGCACAAGCCGCGAGACAGGCCGUCGCAGGAGGUGGUUCCGAAGGAGAAAGAAGAAGUAGCUGGAGCGAAGCUGCAGGCUCAAUCACAGGAUCAGGCCCAGAAUCCCAGUGGUGCUCGCAUGCUGGAGCAGCUGUCCGAGCGCAUCCGCCAGUCGUCGCUCGGUUCACCCGGCCACGAAAGCACGCCAAAUUAUUGCCGCAGCAUACUCUUUGUGGAGCCCAUCGCCUGGAUGCACCGCAUCAUGCUGAACACCCAGGGCCGCCUGUACUGUCCUAAGUGCGAGCAGAAGCUGGGAAACUUUAGCUGGAUCAACGCCUGCAAGUGUCCGUGCGGGGAGACGAUGACGCCUGCUUUCUAUCUAAUACCUUCCAAGGUAGAGCUCUCGAAGGCCGUGCAGAACGUGCAGACCACAGUUUAGGCGCAAUGCGGGAAAUAGAGCGAGAUGGCAUCAGAGGCAGGACAACUGGAGUCCCUUGGCAGCUGGCACCGAUCGGCAAUCGCCCACCUAACAGAAGUCGAUGGAGGCUUGUAUUGAUCAGUGUUUGCCCCUUGGAAAGGAGUAUUACAUCACACUGGCCUAUAUGAGCCUUAAGUUAUGUUUCUAUAGUCCAAUGAAUAAGUUGUGCUUUGGAUACUCUAUAGCAACAUAAUUUAAUUGUCCAUUUGAUCGAAUAUCGUGCUGAAUAUCGCCACCAAGCUGAGAUUUUUAAAACGCAAAUAACUGCUUAGUAAUACCCUCUUGGGAACCGAUCUCGGAUCGGAUAUAAACUGUUACCAGGUUUACAAUAUCAAAACUUCCACGCGAAGCAAACGUAAUUUAAUCACAAACUAACUUCGAAUUCCAUUUGGACAGCAAAUAUUCACUUUUCUCAAGAAUAAGAAAUAAUCACAGAGUACUCGUUUAUUCCAAACGGCAAUGCCACAUUGAUCUGUGGAACCAAAGCUGAAAGAUACGUUGGUUGUUUCAGUAGAAGUCACCUAGCUGGCGUUAUGUUUCAUUUUAUAUAGUUAGCCAAUGAAUUCGCCAAUGUAAUUAAUUAUACAAGUACGUGCGAUAUAGUGCACCCAUAUUUGUUGGAAGUCAUUAAUACAAGUAUCGAUCUUUGCUGUUCCAUAUGCAUUUGCAUAGCUUUUUGCAAGUUACCAACACACAAACUAUAAAUGUAUUUUAGAUAUUUGAACCUUUUUGGAAAAUAUUUUACGCAACGGAAAACGAAACAACAUUUUUCAAUGACAAUAUCUAAAUUUAUGCGAUAUACAAACACAUAUAUUAUAAUCACAAGUUUGUCAGCCAAACGGACAUGUCUGGCAUGGUCGAGGGAACUAAGAUUCUAGCUUCCAUGGGACUUCGUGCACCUUAGGAUAUUGGCGCUACCUUAUCGAUAUUGAUGUGCUUUGUUGACCCAUAUCUCCUGUAUGUAAAUGAGUGUGUAUUGAUAUUAAAGUCAAAUUGUUUGUUUUCCAA
Messenger RNA from Drosophila erecta, 2323 nucleotides. It is a transcript of the gene MKP-4, whose product is annotated as dual specificity protein phosphatase MPK-4. Bases 119 to 1276 code for a protein of 385 amino acids. Gene Ontology annotation, biological process: protein dephosphorylation. Lineage: Eukaryota; Metazoa; Arthropoda; Insecta; Diptera; Drosophilidae. Gene Ontology annotation, molecular function: protein tyrosine/serine/threonine phosphatase activity. The transcript is spliced from 5 exons. Gene Ontology annotation, cellular component: nucleus. The record is from RefSeq and is a predicted model, not a curated record.